AUGAAUAAAGACUCACUGGUGAGUGAAGAGAGUGCAUCCGAGGCAGAAGAUGAAGCUGAAAGCAAAGAAGCAUCAGAAGGCACAGAAGAGGAAGAUGUCUCCAGUGCAUCAGAUGAAACAAGUGAGAGCACUGAGGGAGAGCAGGAAGAGAGUGGUGCAGAUGUCAGUUGCAGCGAGGAAGAAAAUAAGCUAGAGGCAGCAGAUGAGGAAGAAGAACUCUCUGAGGUGGAAAGCAUAGAUCCAGAAGAAUCUGGGGAAAAGGAAAGCACUGAGCACAGCUACUCCUCUGGGGAGCUGAAUGAUAUUUACGACUACUUGGAGAGAGACUGCAACGAGUCUGGCGAGCUAAUGGAAGAGACUGCUUUGGAGACUUUGAAGAAACUUGGAAAAUAG
This is a messenger RNA of Nematocida ausubeli, 393 nucleotides long. RefSeq lists its product as uncharacterized. The transcript has a single exon. Lineage: Eukaryota; Fungi; Microsporidia. The record is from RefSeq and is a predicted model, not a curated record. The coding region runs from base 1 to 393 and encodes 130 amino acids.